This is a messenger RNA of Ascochyta rabiei, 558 nucleotides long. RefSeq lists its product as uncharacterized. The record is from RefSeq and is a predicted model, not a curated record. Gene Ontology annotation, molecular function: small GTPase binding; guanyl-nucleotide exchange factor activity. Bases 1 to 558 code for a protein of 185 amino acids. Gene Ontology annotation, biological process: protein import into nucleus. Gene Ontology annotation, cellular component: nucleus. Lineage: Eukaryota; Fungi; Ascomycota; Dothideomycetes; Pleosporales; Didymellaceae. The transcript has 3 exons.
AUGUCGUUUACAGACACUUCCCUCUACGGCGGCGCCAUCACAGUCGAUCUGCCUUCCAACUUUGCCGACACCAGCCAGAUUCGGGAAGUACCAGACCACCAGGAAGUCUACUUAGAUACCAACGGUUAUUCGUCCAUUGUGGUCGAGAUCCUGGAGUAUCAAGAGAAAGGCAGCGAUGAAGAAGCGCUGCAGUACCAUUUCGCCGAUCUCAUCGAUGAGGAGGACAGCACCAACAUUCUCGAGCAGGGACGCGCGGUGAUGGCGAAGCUGAGCGACAAACCAAUCUACACACUCCGCUUCAUUCAAACACCACCACCCAACACAAAUCCCAGUCGCAAGGUGCCCGAGUUUGUGUACAUCCACCUCCUGCUGCUGCGUCUGAAAGAGCAAGGCACAGACCUCAUGAUCUCAGUCAACAUCCCGCACUACCCUGGCGAAUACGAAAAGCCAAAGGAGGGCGAGGGUGAAGUCACGCAGUUGAUGAAAGAUAGCGAGAGAAUUAAGAGCAGGAUACUGGAGAGCUUUGAGGUCAAAGAGUGGGGUCUGUUCGAGGGCUGA